Messenger RNA from Rotaria sp. Silwood2, 1323 nucleotides. The record is from the annotation of a GenBank genome assembly. NCBI's taxonomy places the organism in Eukaryota, Metazoa, Rotifera, Eurotatoria, Philodinida, Philodinidae.
AUGACUCAUAUGAUUUCAACUCAACAUAAAAUUGAUUGGUAUAGUUGGAGUAUCAUGGAUAAAGACAAACAUCCAUAUAGAUUACUUGUAAAAGAAAGUCUAGCUAUAAAUGAAAAAUCACCUACAUUAAAUUUAACCACAAGAUCAGUGCCUUUAGUUAUACCUGGUUAUAAUAAUAAUACAGUUAAUACAUUACGUUUAUGGUCGGCAAAAGCUCGAGGAGAAUUUAAUUUUCAAUUAUUUAAUGCUGGUGAUUACAUUCGUGCUGUUGCUGAAGAAAGUUUAACAGAAAAUAUAACUCGAGUAUUAUAUCCAAAUGAUAAUUUUGAUAAAGGAAAAAUCCUUCGUUUAAAACAAGAAUAUUUUUUAGUAUCAGCAUCAUUACAAGAUAUUAUUCGACGUUUUAAAAAUUCAAAAUUAUUUUCAAAUACAAAUAACAAAAUUGAUUUUAAAUUGUUUCCUGAAAAAGUAGCUCUUCAAUUAAAUGAUACACAUCCAACUUUAACUAUUGCUGAAUUAAUGCGCUUAUUAAUUGACGAAGAAAAUCUUGAAUGGAAUCAAGCAUUUGAUAUAACAACAAAAUCUGUAGCUUAUACUAAUCAUACUCUAUUACCUGAAGCACUUGAACGAUGGCCAAUUGAAAUGUUUAAAAAUCUUUUACCACGGCAUUUUGAAAUUAUUACAGAUAUUAAUUCACAUCAUUUAGAUCUUGUGAGAAAAAAAUGGCCAGGUGAUGAAGAACGUGUUAAACGUAUGUCAAUUAUUCAAGAUGAACAACAAAUAGUCCACAUGGGUUAUUUAUCUGUAGUCGGUUCCCAUGUAGUUAAUGGUGUAGCUCAAUUACACAGUAAUUUACUUAAAUCUACAAUAUUUAAAGAUUUUUAUGAACUUAAUCCAGAAAAAUUUCAAAAUAAAACAAACGGUAUAACACCACGUCGUUGGUUACUUUCAUGUAAUCCAGAUUUGUCUGAACUUAUUGCAAGUAAAAUAGGUGAUGAUUGGAUUACAGAUUUAUCAGAAUUAUCAAAAUUACGUGAUUAUAUUGAUGAUGAACAAUUUAUCCGUGACCUUCAACAAGUCAAAUUUGAAAAUAAAAAACGUUUAGUUAAAGUCCUUGAAAAGGAUUUUAAGAUAAAAGCUAAUGCAGAUACAAUAUUUGAUGUACAAGUAAAACGUAUCCAUGAAUAUAAACGACAAUUAUUAAAUUGUCUUCAUAUUAUUACACUAUACAAUCGUAUUAAAGAUAAUCCAGAUAUUGACACUGUACCACGUACAGUUAUUUUUGGUGGAAAGGUUAGAAAAAAGGAAUAUGAAUUAGAUUAA